Molecule: messenger RNA, 703 nt
Organism: Didymella exigua CBS 183.55
Lineage: Eukaryota; Fungi; Ascomycota; Dothideomycetes; Pleosporales; Didymellaceae
Product: Glyoxalase/Bleomycin resistance protein/Dihydroxybiphenyl dioxygenase
Exons: 3
Coding region: 6-581 (191 amino acids)
Source: RefSeq, a predicted model, not a curated record
ACGGGAUGACGCAAGGAUUGGAAUCGGCGAGUCUGGCCGCGCGCGUUGACGCGCGACCUCCAUCCCGAAGCUGGGGAAUGCACCGUCACAACAACCACGUCAACAUGCUCAUCAGCCUGAGUCGCCGCGGCUUCGGUGUUAUAUCACGAUGUCUGGUCACUGUGCAUCAUCAGAAGAUGGCUGCAUUCUCCGUCAAGUCGCUCGACCACGUAGUCAUCACGGCUAAAGACAUUCCGACGACUAUCGAAUUCUACACGAAGCGAUUGGGUAUGAAACACGAAGUCUUCGAAGCGAGUGGAGGCGAGCGCCAUGCUUUGAGCUUUGGAAAUCAGAAGUUGAACCUUCAUCAGUCUGGGAAAGAGUUUGAGCCGAAAGCACAACAUGUCCAGCCAGGAUCUGAAGACUUGUGUUUCGUUACAGACUAUCCAAUUGAUGAGGUCCUGAAAAAUUGGCAAUUAAAUGGCAUUGAGGUCUUGGAAAGUGGCAAGGUUGUGGAGCGAACUGGGGCUGUGGGGAAACUACGAAGUGUGUAUUGCCGUGAUCCUGACGGUAACUUAAUUGAGGUAUCGAACUACGUCUAGUACAUUACGAUGACGUUGCAGACUCGCGGGGGUUCUGUUGCCUCUUAGCGCAACAGGGAGGCCUUCAUAAUGCUCAGAUGCUCCUGUGAAUACUGACCAAUCAAUUCGCGAUUUUUGCUGCG